AUGCUCACAGCCAAGGCCAGCAGAGUCCAACAGCACACCUUCACCUGGCUCUCCAAGCCCUGCUUCGCUCCAAAGUCUUUGUCUCUUAAUAACGCCGUCUCUUUCUCUUUUUGUUUUCUUUCAGUUGAUGCUGAUGAGAUCAAGAGGCUAGGAAAGAGAUUUAAGAAACUGGACCUGGAUAACUCCGGGUCCCUGAGCGUGGAGGAGUUUAUGUCCUUACCGGAGCUCCAGCAGAAUCCCCUCGUGCAGCGAGUCAUCGACAUAUUCGACACAGACGGGAACGGAGAAGUGGACUUCAAAGAGUUUAUUGAAGGCGUCUCCCAGUUCAGCGUCAAAGGUGAUAAGGAGCAGAAGUUGCGCUUUGCCUUCAGGAUCUACGACAUGGACAAAGACGGCUACAUCUCCAACGGGGAGCUCUUCCAGGUCCUCAAGAUGAUGGUGGGCAACAACCUGAAGGACUCCCAGCUCCAACAGAUCGUCGACAAAACCAUCAUCAACGCAGACAAAGACGGAGACGGCAGGAUAUCCUUCGAGGAGUUCUGUGCGGUGGUGGGUGGAUUAGACAUUCACAAAAAGAUGGUGGUGGACGUGUGACAACACCUCCUGCUCUCGCUGCGUUUACUGAAGUUCUGCUUGAAGACGUCGUCCAGCUUAACACUCUGUUUGUUUUCAA
This is a messenger RNA of Labrus mixtus (cuckoo wrasse), 673 nucleotides long. RefSeq names its product calcineurin subunit B type 1-like. Gene Ontology annotation, molecular function: calcium-dependent protein serine/threonine phosphatase regulator activity; calcium ion binding. The transcript is spliced from 5 exons. NCBI's taxonomy places the organism in Eukaryota, Metazoa, Chordata, Actinopteri, Labriformes, Labridae. The record is from RefSeq and is a predicted model, not a curated record. The coding region runs from base 1 to 594 and encodes 197 amino acids.